Drosophila serrata is the source of this 5445-nucleotide messenger RNA. RefSeq names its product zinc finger transcriptional factor charlatan (gene chn). Lineage: Eukaryota; Metazoa; Arthropoda; Insecta; Diptera; Drosophilidae. The record is from RefSeq and is a predicted model, not a curated record. Gene Ontology annotation, cellular component: nucleus. Gene Ontology annotation, molecular function: DNA-binding transcription activator activity, RNA polymerase II-specific; RNA polymerase II cis-regulatory region sequence-specific DNA binding. Gene Ontology annotation, biological process: regulation of transcription by RNA polymerase II.
CUCGCCGUUCGCAGUCCGUUGGAAUUUCUCGUGGCGUUCGGUUCGUGUUACUGAAAAUUUGGAAUUGACUUCUCGCCUUCGUGCGGCAUUUAAAAACAUUGCAACGCCUGAUUUUUUCUGCGAAUUAUUGAAAGAUUAUUAUUGAAUACUAAAGAAAACCCUAGUGCGUCUGUAGUUUCGCGAAGUGAACAAAUUGUGAUUAAAACAGAGACUGAAAAUCAAGGAAAGUGCAUUUUUGCCGGCUGGAGAAAAGGAAUCUCACACACACACAUUCUCACACGAAUACAGCAAUGGCCGAAGGGCCGACUGAAAGGAACUAGAACAGCAGUGAAAACUCAAAUAAGUUCUCGGCGAGUGGACGCGGAGGCAACAGCAAGAGCAGCAGCCGCCGCCCCCAGAGAGCAGCAGCAGCAGGAGCAACGCGCCCGUUAGCCAAGGCCGAUAACGGCAACGAGGAGCUACUGCAAUGGCCACACUAAUACCAGUGAACGGCGGCCAUCCAGCAGCGAGCGGACAGUCCUCCAAUGUGGAGGCCACAUACGAAGAUAUGUUUAAAGAAAUUACACGCAAAUUAUACGGCGAGGAGACCGGAAACGGUUUGCAUACGCUUGGCACGCCGGUGGCUCAGGUGGCCACCAGCGGGCCAACGGCGGUGCCCGAGGGCGAGCAGCGCUCCUUCACCAACCUGCAACAAUUGGAUCGCUCGGCAGCGCCCAGCAUAGAAUACGAGUCCAGUGCGGCAGGUGGUGCCUCCGGCAAUAACGUGGCUACCACCCAGGCCAAUGUAAUCCAACAGCAACAGCAGCAGCAGCAGCAAUCCGAAUCGGGUAACUCUGUGGUGGUGACGGCCAGCAGUGGAGCAACUGUGGUGCCGGCACCCAGUGUGGCGGCCGUGGGUGGCUUCAAGUCCGAGGAUCAUUUAAGUACCGCCUUUGGGUUAGCGGCCCUGAUGCAGAACGGCUUUGCAGCGGGCCAGGCGGGUCUCCUGAAGGCCGGUGGUGAGCAGCAACAGCGGUGGGCUCAGGACGGAUCGGGUCUGGUGGCUGCAGCAGCAGCUGAGCCGCAACUGGUGCAAUGGACCUCGGGCGGUAAGCUGCAAAGCUAUGCCCAUGUCAGCCAGCAACAGCAGCAGCAGCAACAGCAACAACAGCAGCAGCAACAGCCGCAUCAGAGCACACCCAAGUCCAAAAAACACCGUCAAGAGCAUGCAGCUGAGUUGAUAUACGCCAGCCCCUCGACAUCGGCCAACGCGGCCCAGAAUUUGGCCCAGUCCACACCCACCUCAGCGCCCAGCAACAGCAGUGGCGGCAGCACUAGCUCCUCCGGUGGCGGAGGAGGUGGCGGUCGCAAGAAGGCCUCGCAGGCAGCAGCCGCUGCAGCUGCCGCUAAUGGAGUUCACAUUCAAAAGCGAUACGCCUGCACCCAUUGUCCGUAUUCGACGGAUCGAAGGGAUCUGUACACCCGGCACGAGAACAUCCACAAGGACGAGAAGCCCUUCCAGUGCUAUGCCUGCCUCAAGCAGUUCAAUCGUGCCGAUCAUGUCAAGAAGCACUUCCUGCGCAUGCAUCGUGAGCUGCAGUACGAUAUAAACAAGACCCGUCGCCAUGUCUCCGCGGGCAGUGGUUCCUCUGGCAGCGGAUCCUCAGGCAGUGGAUCUCAUCAUUCCGGCGGACGUGGCAAUGUGACCAUUAACUCGGCGGGCGUAAACAUAGACAAUGCCUUCUUGGAGGCGCAACGGCAUCCCACCUCGACCAGCAUGAGCAUCGUGGAGACUAUCGAAGCGGUGGCCUCAGCGGCGGAUAUGCCGUUGGCCCAGCUCAAGCAGGAGAAGCUGGACGAUGGAGCCGGAGGUGUCCUACCGCUCCAUGUGGGCGUUAUGCAGCAGCAACAGCAACCGGUGGCCAGCUCAAGUUCCGGCAGCAGUGGCAGUCAUAAUGGAAAUGGCAACGGCAACGGCAGCAACUCGGGCCUGUUGAAACCGAAGCGAGAGAAGCGCUUCACCUGCUGCUACUGUCCAUGGUCUGGAGCGGAUAAGUGGGGCCUCAAGCGCCAUCUCAAUACGCACACAAAGCCCUUCGUUUGCCUGCUCUGCGAUUACAAGGCGGCUCGCUCCGAGCGCCUGGCCACCCAUGUGCUCAAGGUGCACAAUAAGAGGGCAUGCAGCAAGUGCUCCUAUCUGGCGGACACACAGGAGGAGUAUCAGGCUCACAUAAGCGAUGUGCAUCCGCACGAUAAUCGGCCGGCGCGCAGCGGCAACGGCAACCAGAGCGGCGGCGGCAGCAGCGGCAAUAGCAACGGCAAUGGUAAUGGCAAUGGGAAUGGCAAUAAUGCCAACUCCAAUGCCAAUGCCGGUGGCCACAGCCAUAGCCAGAAUCUCAAUGUGCUGCGCACCAUUGGCAACAGCCUGGUGGCCAACAAUCAGCUGAACACCUAUGCCGGCAACGCUUUUGGCUCGUCCAGUGGCAAUGUGGGAAAUGCGAAUGGAGGCGGCGGCGGAGGUGCCGUUACCAUCUAUACCACCACUACCAAUGAGGGCGUGGCAGGCGGCACCGGUGGCAACGGUGGCAGCGGCGGCAUUAGCAGUAACAUCACUGGCGGCGGACCGCUCCAGGAGAUCAUCGUGAAUCCAUCGUCGAUGGUCGGUUGGCGGCUGAGCGCCAAUGGGUCACUGAUACCGCCGCAUGACCUGCUCACCGGCGGCUUGCCAAAUGCAGCCACGCAAAAGCGCGGCUCGGAGCGAUUGUUUCAAUACCUCGAAGCCGAGGGCAGCGAUCCGGAGGACUAUGCGCGUCUGCUCAAAAUGGACGCCAUUAGUCGCAACACCGCUUCGGUCGCUCAGGAUUUUCAUAAGGCGGGAGGCGUGCACGAGUUGAAAAUACCAGCCAAUCAUCAACUCUUGUUUAACAAUAAACUGCCUUCGCAAUGGACGACACGAGAGGCUGCUGCACUGCUGUACAGCCUGAGCAGCAUGGGCAACAAUAAUGGCAGUUCCGGUUCCGUUUCCGGCUCCCAGCGCCAAAAGUUUGGCAUGCGAGCGCGACAACAUUCCACCGGCGAGGAUGACGAGAAUACACCAUCGUCGGCGUCCUCGUCUAGCUUCUCUGGUGAUGAGUUCAACAUGAGCGCCACAUCGCCGUUGAAGCUGUCGCGGCAUGCUGCACUCAAGCUGGAGAAGAAAAUGGAGGAUUCCAAGGAACUGGUGCCCACCAAGGCGAUGAUGGCAACGGCAUUUCUGGAGGCGGCCAACUACGAACAGACGGCCAUCGAGCUGCUGGCCAGCAAGCGGAAGAUCAAGGUCGAGAUCGAGAAUGAUGAGGAGAACGAGAACGACGAGGAUCAGGAGAAUCAGCAGCAGCAACAAUUACAGUCACAUCAGCAGCAUUCCCAGCAGCAGCAGCAGCGAUUGCAGCUUAUUAAAUCGUCUCCCGCGUAUAAAUUGAACAACAAUAACAAUAACAAUAGCAACAGCAAUAAUAACAAUAACUACUACAAGGACAAGACAUCGCACAGAAAUGCCGUUCACCAUCAUCAUCGCCAGGAUGACAAGGAGAACAAGACCAAGUCGUCGCCAACAGCAGCAGCAAUAGCAGCAGCAGCUGGUGUACCUGCAGCUGCAACAACGCCGCCCAGCAGCAGCACUAACCAGACAACGUUUCUCACCCAAAUGGAGUACCAGAAUCUCAAUCGCAUUGGUACUCAGUUCCAGAACUAUGUCAAGGACAUCAUAAACAAGUAUUAUGCGGCGGAGACGCCUCUAAUGCUGGCCGCUGCCGCUGCUGCAUUGCCCACGGCCACGACAACGGGUCAGCAGCAGCUGCCGGACAUUGAGAACCUGUCGCCCAGCAAGCGUCGGCGUCUGCUCAGCGAAACCGAGGAAUACAUCGAAUAUCUGCGAAAUAAGGAGGAUAUUACCUUGACCAUUGCACCAAAGGUCUCCCGGCCUGCAUCGCCGUCGCUGCUCAAGCGCCAGUUGGAUCUUACCGCGCCACGUCGCAGUCCAAAGAAGGCACCACCAGCUAACAAUGUCUCCCGGAAGUCCCUCAACCAAUUGGCCACGUUGCUGCCCCUUCUGGCUGAUGCGGCCAGCAAGCAAGAGUAUUUGGCCGCUCCGUUGGACUUCAGCAAAAAGUCCAGCUCUCGCAAGCAGGCGCAGCCCAAGAAGAUCCGGCUAACACCCGAGGCGGUGGUGACCAUGCUGCGGGACAAGUACCUCAAUCGAAUGGUGCGCCAGCGUCUGGGAUGCCACAAGUGCAGCCAGUCGAGCGGAAGCAGUGGCAUCAGCUUCAACUACCAUACGCUGGGAUCGUUGGCAUUGCACAAGUAUUGGCGCCAUCGCCACGAGGGAACCGCCAGUGGAAAAAAGCUGCGGGCGGCGCUGCAGAAAAGGAUUGCCGGAAAAUCGCUGGCGACCGUGUAGAUUUUUCGGUUUUGUUCUUGGAAAAUGUUUUGCUUGGAAUGCAUUUGGCAUUUUUCUGACUUUUGAAAAUUGUUUAAAAAAUUGCAUUUAAUUUUUUAAAUUUUAAGUUGUGAUGUACCUGAAAUAUGAUUUCUCUUAAAAAAAAAAAUACUUAAACAAACAAAAAAACAAAUCACAAUUCAAGCAGGGCAGCCGCUUGCAGGUGAAUUUCAUUAUCUUAGUUGUACAAUUGAACUAACUCACAAGACACUCACAAACACACUCACACACACCCUUGUACACACAUAUUCACAAGGAUAUUUAAUGAUUUAUUAACUGGAAUGAGCAUUUAUCAAAAUGUAUUAUUUCCACCAAUUGUAUUUCCUUUAUUUUUCGAAUGAAUCAUGUGAAGUAUAAAAGCUUUAAUUUGCCAUUUUACAAAGCUUGCUGCGUUUAGUUACGAGUAAUAACGAUUGCCAUCUUUUUACACUUAUAAAUAUAUUAUAGCCUUUAGUCAUCAUUAGUCGUUACGUUGCCUUAGUUUACGGAUUAAUUUAUGGAACUGCAAAACGCGAACCUCAUCGAACAAACCCUUUUGCCUUACUUAUCAUUUAAGCUUUAACGUGAAAAUACAUUAAGUUUUAGUUGCUUUAAGUUAAGUUACCUCCUUCUCGGAGCAGUCACGCCCACUCAAUGCCCUCUCACAAGACAUUCUCUCGAGAAGCGUUUUAAAUACGAAAGAAGCGUCUAUAUAAAUAUUUAAAAAACAAGCUUAAAAUGAACAAAACUACAUAUAUAUAUUACUGUACGUGUAGAUGUAUUCAUGAUUUUAUCAGAAACAAAACCAAGUUAGAGAUUGCGAAGCGAAGGACAAGAAGGACAUAUGUCAAAAUACUCAACAAAACAUGGAUAGAAUACAACAACAAAAAACAACAACUUUUUCACCACACACUGGAAACAAGAAAAAUAUUUGACUGAAAAGUGUCGGGGAAAAGAACAUUAUAUAAUAUAUAUGUAUGAAUAAAGGUAUAAACAAUUUUAGUGUAAAA